Dipodomys ordii (Ord's kangaroo rat) is the source of this 1062-nucleotide messenger RNA. RefSeq names its product v-mos Moloney murine sarcoma viral oncogene homolog (gene Mos). The transcript has a single exon. Gene Ontology annotation, biological process: protein phosphorylation. Lineage: Eukaryota; Metazoa; Chordata; Mammalia; Rodentia; Heteromyidae. Gene Ontology annotation, molecular function: protein kinase activity; ATP binding. The record is from RefSeq and is a predicted model, not a curated record. The coding region runs from base 1 to 1062 and encodes 353 amino acids.
AUGCCUUCGCCUCUGGCUCCCCGCCACGGCCUCCCGGGCGAGCUGCCUCCGCCGCUGGACUCGAGGCCCUGCAGCAGCCCCUCGGUGCUCCCUGGAAAGCUCUUCCCGAGCAGUGCUCCUUCCCGCGCCCCGAGGCUGCCACGCCGGCUGGCUUGGUGCUUCAUUGACUGGGAACAGGUGCACUUGCUCCAUAAGUUAGGAGCCGGAGGCUUUGGCUCGGUGUACAAGGCGACUUAUUAUGGCGUUCCGGUGGCCAUAAAGCAAGUGAACAAGUGCACCAAGGACCUGCGAGCGUCCCAGCGGAGUUUCUGGGCUGAGCUCAACGUGGCCAGGCUGCGCCACGACAACAUCGUGCGCGUGGUGGCCGCCAGCACCCGCACGCCUGCGCAUUCCAAUAGUCUCGGCACCAUCAUCAUGGAGUUUGGGGGCGAUGUCACUCUACACCAAGUCAUCUAUGGUGCCCCCAGCGGCCCCGAGGAGAGGGCUGGGGAGUCUGGGUGCUGCUCUGGAGAGCAACUGAGUGUGCAAAAGAGUUUCAAGUAUUCCCUUGACGUGGCCAAAGGCCUGCUUUUCCUACACUCGCAGAGCAUCGUGCAUUUGGACCUGAAACCGGCCAACAUUUUAAUCAGCGAGCAGGAUGUCUGUAAAAUUGGUGAUUUUGGGUGUUCCGAGAAGCUGGAAGAGCUGCACGGGUCCCGGGCCCGGCCCCCCCCUCUCGGGGGCACCUACACCCACCGAGCUCCCGAGUUACUGAUCGGAGACCCCAUCACCCCCAAAGCUGACAUCUAUUCUUUUGGCAUCACGCUCUGGCAAAUGGUGACCAGGGACGUGCCUUACUCCGGGGAUCGGCAGUACGUGCUCUACUCUGUGGUGGCCUCCAAUCUGCGCCCCUCCCUGGCCAAGACUGUCUUCACCGACUCGCUCCUGGGGCAGAAGCUUGAGACCCUCAUUCGCUGUUGCUGGGAGGCCGAAGCGCAGCUGAGGCCGAGGGCGGGGCAGCUCCUGGUGACCUUGAACCUUUUAAAAGUCGAAUGGGCCAACGCCACACCUGUAGCAAGAUAA